CCAGGUGUGAAGGCACUUCCGCACCUCCAUGUGAACCGACUGUAAACAAACCGCUGCUCAUUAGUAUGCACGUGGGCGUGGCUCCCACGCAGACCACGCCCCGUGCGAGUUGAUAUUACCCAGCCUCCUCCGGGGCUCGAGCAAAGUGCAGUCCGCGUCCAGCUGCAGUCGGUCGGCCGCUGAGAGCUCCGAAGCCCGGAUACAGCAGACAAAGGUCCCCGUGCAGGGCGCAGGCAGCUCGGUUCUGUUCUGUCGGACUUUGUGCAAAGAGAAGCUGCAGCCGUGCAUGUCCCAUCCGGAGAGCUUCACACCCGGAGCGGAGGGUCGCACCGACUACCACUGAGCCCCGAGAGCCGCCAGGCAGCAGCCGCCGCCGGCAUGAGCCUCCUGCCCGCUGCCGCCCUCAGCCUGCAGCUCCUGCAGCUGCUGCUGCUGUGCGCACGCAUCCAGGUCUCUUCGUCUUCGGGACACUUUGAGCUUCAGAUUCUGUCGAUGCAGAACGUUCACGGGCAGCUGCAGACCGGCGCCUGCUGCGACGGAUCCCGGGACGCGACGGAUCGGCAGUGCACGGCGGACGAAUGCGACACCUACUUCCGCGUGUGCCUGAAGGAGUACCAGCUGAAGGUGUCGUCGGCCGGGCCCUGCAGCUUCGGCACCGCCUCCACGCCCGUGCUGGGUGGGAAUAACUUUUCUUUACGCGGCGCCAAGAGCGACAGAGCCAGGAUCACGCUGCCGUUCAGCUUCGCGUGGCCGAGGUCGUACACGUUGAUCGUGGAAGCCUUGGACUUCAACAACGACUCUUCCUCCGGCGUCGGCGGGGCGGUGAUCGAGAAAGCCGUCCACUCGGGGAUGAUCAACCCAAGCCGGCAGUGGCAGAGCCUGAAGCACAACGGCCACGUGGCUCAGUUCCACUUCCAGGUCCGACUCGGCUGCGACGAGCAUUACUACGGCUUCGGCUGCAACAAGUUCUGCCGCCCGCGAGACGACUUCUUCGGCCACUACGAGUGCGACCACAACGGCAACAAGACGUGCCUGGAGGGCUGGUCCGGGUCAGACUGCAACACCGCGAUCUGCAGGCAAGGCUGCAGCACAGAACACGGAUCCUGUAAAAUUCCUGGAGAGUGCAAGUGUCUGUACGGCUGGCAGGGUGAGUACUGUGAUCAGUGCAUCCCUCAUCCCGGCUGCGUUCACGGCAGCUGUGUGGAGCCUUGGCAGUGUCUCUGUGACACCAACUAUGGAGGCCAGCUGUGUGACAAAGAUCUGAACACGUGUGCGACGCUGCAGCCGUGUUUGAACGCAGGAACCUGCAGCAACACAGGCCCGGACAAAUACCACUGCUCCUGUCCCGACGGCUUCUCCGGGGUCAAGUGUCAGAGAGCGGACCACGCCUGUCUGUCCAACCCAUGUUUGAAUGGAGGAAGCUGUGCUGAAACCAGUCAGGGCUUCGAGUGUCGCUGUGGGCCCGGUUGGACCGGACCCUCCUGCUCCAUCAAUGUGGACGAGUGUCUGGCGAACCCCUGCAGUCACGGAGGAACCUGUCAGGACCUGGUGAACGGUUUCAAGUGUACUUGUCCUCCUCAGUGGACCGGAAAGACCUGCCUCAUCGAUGCCAAUGAGUGUGACGACGACCCCUGUGUCAACGCCAACUCCUGCCGAAAUCUGAUUGGAGGAUACUUCUGCGAGUGCCUCCCGGGUUGGACGGGUCAGAACUGUGACACCAAUGUCGACGACUGUCGCGGUCAGUGUCAGAAUGGAGCUACAUGCGAGGACCUGGUGAACGACUAUAAGUGUGUGUGUGCUCCCGGCUUCACCGGUGAACGCUGUGAGAAUGACGUGGACGAGUGCUCCAGCGGGCCGUGCCUCAACGGCGGCCGUUGCCACGACGAGGUCGACGGCUUCCACUGCCUGUGUCCGCCCGGCUUCUCUGGAGGUCGCUGUCAGGUGAGCUGUCAGUUGGAUAUCGAUUACUGCCUCCACGGCCCGUGUCAGAACGGCGGCCAGUGCUUCAACCUGGCGGCCGACUAUGUCUGUAAAUGUCCCGAAGACUACGAGGGCAAGAACUGCUCGCGCCUGAAGGACCACUGCCGGAGCUCGCCGUGCAAAGUGAUUGACAGCUGCACCGUGGCGAUGGCAUCCAAUAGCACGCCGGGCGGGGUGCGUUUGAUUUCAUCCAACGUGUGCGGCCCUCACGGGCGGUGUCGGAGUCACGCCGGCGGACAGUUCAGCUGCGAGUGCGAGGAGGGAUUCACCGGGACGUACUGCCACGAGAAUAUAAACGACUGUGAGAGCGCCCCCUGCCUGAACGGAGGCACCUGCAUCGAUAAAGUCAGUCAGUACGAGUGCAUCUGUGCUGACGGCUGGGACGGGCCGACCUGUCGGAACAACGUCGACGACUGCAGCUCGGCUCCGUGUCAGAACAGAGGCGUCUGUCGAGACCUGCUCAACGACUUCUACUGCGAGUGCACCAACGGCUGGAAGGGGAAGACCUGCCGCUCGAGAGAGAGUCAGUGUGACGAGGCGACCUGCAACAACGGAGGAACCUGCUACGACGAAGGCGACGCCUUCAAGUGUCUGUGCGCGGCCGGCUGGGACGGCGCGUCGUGUAACGUCGCGAAGAACAGCAGCUGUCUGCCGAGUCCCUGCGAGAACGGAGGAACCUGCGUGGUCGACGGAGACGCCUUCAGCUGCGUCUGUAAGGACGGCUGGGAGGGCGCCACCUGCAGCCACAACGCCAACGACUGCAGUCCUCAUCCCUGUUAUAACAGCGGGACCUGUGUGGAUGGAGACAACUGGUAUCGAUGUGAAUGUGCUCCGGGGUUCGCCGGUCCGGACUGCAGGAUCAACAUCAACGAGUGUCAGUCGUCGCCCUGCCCCUUCGGCUCCACCUGUGUGGAUGAAAUCAACGGUUAUCGCUGCGCAUGUCCGCCAGGAAGAGCCGGCUCGCGCUGCCAAGACGCGUCGGGGAGGCGCUGCGUGGUCGGAGGACUCGUGGCUCUGGACGGAAGCAGAUGGGACGAAGACUGCAACGAGUGUCGCUGCCACAACGGGAGAGUCAGCUGCACGAAGCUUUGGUGUGGACCCAAACCGUGCAGACUUCACGGUAAGACUCGUGGCUCCGAGUGUCCGGCCGGUCAGACCUGCGUCGCCAUCCGGGACGAGAGCUGCUUCGUCAAGCCCUGCUCCAGCCAGGGCGAGUGCUGGAGCCCCGCCCACCGGGCCCCGCCCACAGCCAGGUGUCACACAGAGAGCGGCUGCACCAACGUCACCUUCACCUUCAACAAGGACGUCAUGACGAGGGGCGUGACGGUGGAGCAGGUGUGUCGUCAGCUCCAAAGCCUCUAUGUCGUCAAGAAUCUGUCCUCCGACUCCUCCGUCUCCAUGACCUGUGAGCCGUCCAUCAGCGCCAGCAAUGAGAUCCACGUAGCCAUUUCGACAGACGACCAGAGGAGAGGCAUUACCUUCGUCAAGGAAAUCACAGACAGGAUCAUGGACCUGGUCAGCAAGAGGAGCGCCAACAGCAGCAUCAUCAGUGCCAUCGCAGAGGUUCGCAUCCAGAGACGACAGAGCCACGAGUCCAACGACCACCUCGUCCCCCUGCUGGUUUCCGUGGUGAUUGUCGUCUGGGUGUUGGCGAUCGCCUCGAUGCUGCUGUGGUGCGUGAGGAGGCGGAGGAAGCAGAGCGCACACAUGGGGGUCAACACGCAACCGCUAUCGUCUUUGGCGCCCGCAGCUGAGGACAACAACGCCCUCCACAACAGCAUCAGCGCCGCCCGCGAGCAGCUCAACCACAUCAAGAACCCCAUCGAGAAAAACCCUCCAAACCACCAACACCAUCACCUCCUCCUCCAUCACCACCACCUCUGCGAGGACAAGAACUCCGUCAACGCCAAGAUUAGGAAGUCCGACACUGGGAGCCAAUCAGACGAGGACGAGAUGGACAAGAGGCUGCAGAAGGCGAGGUUUCCCCGGGCGCCGCCGGCGUACUCGCUAGUAGACUGGAAGGAACGAGCCGCCCACCACAUGACGGGCAAACACCCGCACUGGACUAACAAACAGGACAACAGGCAGCUGCAGUCGCAGAGCAACAGGAUGGAGUUUAUCGUAUAACUCAGAGACCUCGGAGCGUUUGGGUUUUUUUCCGAUGUGAAUGUCCAGAUGGAUUUUUGCUGUUUUCACUUGUUUUGACCGAAGCUGAUCUGAACGGUCCACUGUGAUUGGCUGGAUCUCCGAUUUCGUGGACGCUUUCUUCAAAAAAAAACCCCGCAGAAUUUGGACGUGCGAGGAUUCCUGACAAAGCCGGAUCAAACAAACAUAUUUAUUUAGUUUCUUUUUUUUCUGGGGGUUUGAGUCGACAUGAAGAAUCGUCCAUGUAGAAUGUUUCUGUAUAGAUGUGUAAAUAUUUUUUAAUUAAUCAUUGUGUAUAUUUGAUUUAUUAACUUAAUCGUCUUGAAGAGCCUUAAGAUAUUCUUUUUUAAAAUUUUUAUUUAUGAGGAUUGUUUUGAGUCGAAGGUUCGACGACUUCUUGAUGGAAAUUUUGUUUUUAUACAAAUAUAUUUUUCGUCAAUGCCAAAAGUGUUCUUGAGAGAAUAGUUUAUUUUUAGCCUUUUGGAUUUGGGCAUUUUCGUGCCUCAACUAAAUGUUUUGUACGUUGUAGUUUUGUUGGUGUGUUCGGACGGGGCGGGUCGCUGCUGCACGCUCUUCUUAUACAAACCAACAUGGUGGCAGACAUUUUGCUUUUGCUACUGAAAAAAAAAAAUUCUUCAAGGGACGAAACUUUUGUUUUGUUUGUAGUACUUUGUGUAUUUUGUACAGUGUAAAAACGAGAACAGGCUUCGGAUCCUGUUUGUGUGUUUGUAACAGUCUGAAUGAUUAAAAGGUUCAGGUGGAGUUUCCAUUGAUCUGGGGUGUGAGUUCAUUUCCUUCAUAAAACAUGAGACACUGUUACAAAAACUAAACUCCACAGGGAACCUUUAAGGAAGUACUUGAAGAGAGACUUCAACAAGAACACUGUAGAGCUGUCAUGUGACAUGUUGCCCGUUGUUUGAUUGGAGGAUAAAUAAGGCUGUGAAACCAUGUUUGAUUUCAGACGUCAGCCCUUUAUGACAGAGGAAUAAAAAAAUUAAAAUGUUUUCUCGUACGUUUCACUUUAAUGUUUUUUGGACCUUGAGAAAUAAAAGUAUGUUUGUUACUGGCA
This is a messenger RNA of Larimichthys crocea (large yellow croaker), 5194 nucleotides long. RefSeq names its product protein jagged-1a. Gene Ontology annotation, cellular component: membrane. Gene Ontology annotation, biological process: cell communication; Notch signaling pathway; multicellular organism development. NCBI's taxonomy places the organism in Eukaryota, Metazoa, Chordata, Actinopteri, Sciaenidae. The record is from RefSeq and is a predicted model, not a curated record. The coding region runs from base 379 to 4107 and encodes 1242 amino acids. Gene Ontology annotation, molecular function: Notch binding; calcium ion binding. The transcript has 26 exons.